AAACAGUAAAAACAAAGGACAUUCAACUCGAGCGCCUUCGAGCGUGUACAAUUAAACUCGAGCAAGUGAAUCAUUGAGGUGUGACGACAAAAACGAUUAACAACAACAACAACGAUAGUCUCAAAAGUAUCGAUAUGGAAAAUGGCUGAAAAAUGUUGUGAAACUCCCAAAAUAGCCACAUAUCAAAGACAGAAUGUAGUAUCGGAUGAUGUAUCGCAACUCAAAGACUGGAACAGCAAGAGUUUUAGAAGUUAUACGUUUCCAACAAAGGAAAUCCCUAGGCUAGAUGUUUCGGAUCCCGAAGUUGAGCGACUGAUUUUGGCGGAGAAACCUGUAGUCAUUAAAAACUCAAAACUAGUAAAUUCUGCUUUAAAAUGGAACCUUGAAUAUCUAGAGGAGAAUAUUGGGGCACAGAAAUUCUCAGUUUAUUCUUCACCAGAUCACAAAUUUAUGUACUUUGAUGCAAAGAAAGCAGGGGAAACAAACUUCCAGCCACACACAAAACAGCAUCAGAUACUGUUUACAGAUUUUGUAGAAACAUUGAAGAAUGCUGAUGUUGAAAAGCGAAGAUAUUACUUACAACAAACAUUAACAGAAGGUGUAGGCAGAAAGAUUGUUGAAGAUUUCAUCAAGUUCAACUGGACGUGGGUAACGGACCAACAGAAACGGUCUGGAUGGGGACCUUUGACCUCUAACUUACUUCUGAUUGGCAUGGAUGGUAAUGUAACUCCAGCACAUUAUGACGAGCAGCAGAAUUUCUUUGCACAGAUUCAAGGUUAUAAGAAAUGCAUACUCUUCCCUCCAAAUCAAUUUGCUUAUUUGUAUCCAUUUCCAGUAUCACAUCCUUGUGAUAGACAAAGCCAGGUUGACUUUGAUAGUCCAGAUUUUGCGAAAUUCCCCAAGUUUUCUCAGGUCAAAGGUUAUGAAGCUGUUGUUGGGCCUGGUGAAGUUCUUUACAUCCCAAUGUACUGGUGGCAUCAUAUAGAAUCUGCAAUGGGCAUAGGUCCAACAAUAUCGGUCAACUUUUGGUACCGAGCUGCAAUGACACCUAAAGUGAUUGACUAUCCACUAAAGGAUGUGCAGAAGGUCUCUAUAAUGAGAAACAUUGAGAAGAUGUUGGCGGAAGCCCUAAAAGAUACAACUGAGAUUGGACCAUUACUACAUAUGAUGGUUGAUGGACGCUUUAAGAAUUGUGAGAAAGAUAUAAUGGGAAACACAGAAGAGGAAGAGAGAAAGAAAAAGUAGAUUGAGAGGAGAAUAUACCAGACUGUGGCCUUCUAACUGUGGGGGAACAAUGUAAUGCAAUUUUAUAAGAUUCAAGAUCCUUUAUUGCUGCAAAUGCCAUCAAUGCUGUGGUGGCUCCAGAAAUUUGCCGACAAGGGGUCAAACAUGUCCGACAGCAGGGUCAGCAGGGUCCGAAUCAAGAGGCCGACUAGAGCCUAGAUCAGGGUCCUGGAAUAAAAAAUGCUGGUAGGGUUCAUGGAGAGAGUUUUAUGAUUUAGUAUGGUCCAAAAUUGUGAUUUUAGACCACAAUAUUUGUAAUUGGCAAUAAAAAUAACGUUUUGGAUAGGCAAAUUAAUGUUUUUGGUGCAAUGACCUCGUCAUUGCACCCCCUCAUGGCAUUGGGCAACAGGGGGUCCAGGCUUGUGCUAUGGGAGAAAUUCCCACUGUCCGCCUGCUGAGGCUGCCACUGCAUCAAUGGCCAUUAUCCGCUUCAUAACUAUAUUACAGUCAGAAUGAUAAUAUAUACAUUUGCAUAGAAACAGGCUUUAUUCUACUGUAUUUGAAAAUUUAAGUGACCAAGAAGUGUUGUAAAAACAUAAAUGUACAAUUGAAAUUGCAAGUGAAGUACCCCUUUAGGGAUGUGAUAAUUAUAUUGGUAAAUGCUUCUUUUGAAGCUUCUGUAUGAUGAAAUGUGAGUUAUUGAAUUUUAAUGAACUAGAAAUCACACUAAAGCUAAAAUUCUGCAGUCGAAAUUUAUUAUAUAAUUAUCAUUGACAGAUUUAUAUGCAAAGGUAUAACCAAUAUCUGUAUUUCUCAGAUACUCUAUGGCUACACAAUUAGCAUUUGUCUACGUGGCUUGUCAAAUGCAGUAUGGUAUGUGUAAGUGCUAUGAAAUUUUUGUCCACACUAUCAACUUUUAUUUGACAGAAGUUUGUUAUAUGCCCAUAUAUGGUCAUGAUGUGAUGUCAUCAUGACCAUAUUUAGCCAUGUCAGUUUUAUAUUUACGUUGUUUAUUUCUUUUUCCGUAUAAAUAUAAUCAAACACAGAGAUGGUAAUAUAUUAGACAGAAUAUGCCAGCUAUUAUCUUUUAUAAAGUUCUUUAUCUUACGGUUAUAGUAAGGGUAUGGAAGGGAGGUUUGUGCUACCUAUAAUUUAUAAGCCAAGAUAUAAGUUCAAAUCAGAUUUAUAAUGUUAUAAAAAAUAUUGAUAUAUUCUAUGUAAAGUUAGAUUAUAAUGAAAUUUAAAAUGUUAUCGAGAUAUAUAAAUGAAUUUUACUCUUUUUUUAAAGUUCUCUGUUGCAAUUAAUUAGUGAAGCAGUAUCGGUAUAUUGUUAUACAAAUAGUGAAUGUUUAUGAGUAAAAUGGGAAGAAUAUUUUCAUGAGUUGAAUGGAACAGUUAAUCAUUCAACAAAUGAAAAGAUUCUUUCCAUUGUACGAAUACAAAACAUUCAUUAUUUGUUUUAUAACACACCUAAAUAGUUCAGCAAGAAGUAGGCCUAAGAAAGGUUACAGGUUGCGUGACAUCAUUUCAUGGAUUUAACAACUCCAGAAAAGCUCGGUCCCACGUCUUUUAAACCAUUCAAAUGGGCAAAAUAACUAAUGUCAUGUGGUACAAAAUCAACCAAUUAAAUAACUGGGAUCUAGUUAGAUGUGUUAUAAAAUUUAAGUGUGAAUGUGUGUUAAGUUUGUUACAUUUAUUCCAGGUUCCAUCCAAGUAUAUUAAGGUGUUUUAUGGGAUUAGUAAAGAUUUGAUACUCAAGCUAAAGAGUGCCUUAUUAUUGUGUUUAAAAUCUCUUGUUAUUAUCAUCAAUGUAGCAGUUAUUCCCACCUUUAAUUUUUGGGCUAUUACUACUUAGUGUUUUUAUAAUUGUUUUAUUAUAAAUUCAUAUUCAUCAAUGUCAGCUGUAUUUUUUUUUUUUUUUUUUUUUUGUGAAAUGUGUUACUAAAUGAUUUAUGAACCUUUAUUAGUGUUUGGUCUUAUAUGUAUAAUGUGGUAAUUGUGUCACUAACUUUCUAUUCUUAACAUGAGUUAAGUAAACUGACCAUUUAAGGAAUCAGUAGUACAGUGGUAUUAAAAUGUACAUGAUAAAUAAAGAUGUUAAAACAACU
Molecule: messenger RNA, 3332 nt
Organism: Anneissia japonica
Lineage: Eukaryota; Metazoa; Echinodermata; Crinoidea; Comatulida; Comatulidae
Product: hypoxia-inducible factor 1-alpha inhibitor-like
Exons: 8
Coding region: 142-1245 (367 amino acids)
Biological process (GO): negative regulation of Notch signaling pathway; peptidyl-aspartic acid hydroxylation
Cellular component (GO): cytoplasm; nucleus
Molecular function (GO): ankyrin repeat binding; peptidyl-histidine dioxygenase activity; [protein]-asparagine 3-dioxygenase activity
Source: RefSeq, a predicted model, not a curated record